AUGAAGAAAAAGAAGGAGCGCGACUUCUCGACGAAGAAGGUGCGCGUCGGCCGCGAGCAGUUCCGCAAGCACGCCAGCAGCGAUGCGCGGCUCCUCGCCAACAUCGGCCAGCUGAAGAAGACCGUGAAACUCUCGACCCAAUCCAUCGUCGUGAACAAGGAUCGCCUCAAUGUGACUUCGAGGCGACUCACGUUGGCAGAGUUGAUCGGCAAGUCUCGGCACUCAUCUGAGUCCGUGCAACUCCAUGCGCUGUCCGGGAUACUCGAGUUUUCCAGACGAUUCAGGGACGACACGCGGCUGAACCUGUUCUCCAUCGUCCAGGUAUCGGGCGCUUGUCUGCUAUCCGGCCAUCAUGGAGUUCGCAAGCAGGCCCGCUCGCUGCUUUUGGCGGUGUUGGAGCAAUUUAACAUAAAGAGUGCACGCAAUGCCGCCAAUCUGGCCAUCACCGCUGGAGCAGUGGCGGAAGGUAGCGGGCAUGGCGUGACGAAUGACGCCAGCGGAUCCUCGACCGCUCAUGGGGCUGGCGGCACGGGUGACAAGUGCGAGGAGUGCUUGGCGCUGUACCUCUUUCAGGGCGUGGUAUCGUCGAACGACGUGAUACGAUCGGAUGUUUAUCGCACAGUUAUAUCGAUUUUGGACAGGUUUCCCUUCAUGAUUGCGAAUCAUGUUGACUACCUCAUCGCCAAGCUGGUCAAAAAUCACCCCGACCCGCCGACGUCCGCCCACAUUGACUGCUUGUACGCUCUCGUCAAAUUCAGGCAGGGUUGCGAAGACAGCGUGAGGCCAGCGCUGGUGGAUUACCUCUGCAAGGUGCUUGAAUAUACCCUUGUCGAGGGGCCGUCUGCCACGUCGGAGUUAGCGUGCCUGAGCGUAGCGUCAAUGACCGUGAAAAGCCUCAAAGCGAUCACGCUGAACACCGCGGGCAUUAGGUACGACGACGCCAGGCUGCUUAAGGCGCUGUUAUGUUGCAAUCUGUAUGAGUACGAGGGUCUGACUGAAAGGGGGCAGCAGACGCUGGACGCAUUGUUCACCGAGUUUGUUCUGUCACGCAGCGAGCUCGGGCUCAUGUGUGCCGACAUAUUUCGAUCGCACCACCUGAUACUCAUGGUGCCCCUAAUCCAUCUCUACACCCUGCGCAACACAAUCUGCCAGGACCACGCUCCGAGAAUCGCGGGCAUCAUUAUGCGGGCGAUGGCGGCGAGCACGGAGCAUUUCGAGCUGCAAAACAUCGGGGCGCUCAAGCCUGAGUGGCGCGAGCAGCUGCUCAGACUGAUGCCCACCGACUCAGCUGUCCUCCACACGCUUCGCGCUGCGCUGCAGGAGAGCAUGCCGUACGGUUCCCAGCAUCUCAGGCAAUUCGAUGUUAGCACUAUCGAAAAUGCAAACUUGACCGUGUACAGUGGCGAUGUAAGUUGUGGAAACGCCUUCGAAGAGCUCUGUAAAGGCCUAAUUGAGUCCAUAUCGCAGCGGAUCGAAAUGUUACCCGUGAUCGCGGCGGCCCGGAUGGUGCCUCUCGCCCUUUGCACGGAGGUAUUUUGCCAUGCGAGAUCCUUCUCAAAGAAUUUCGGCUAUUUGAAACACCUCCCGGCCGAUUACGAGGUCCGAAGGGAAAUUCCGUGUGACCUAGAUGGAUAUUUGGUCCGCCUCAUUGACACGGCUGACAAGAACGCUGUGGCGCUGCUGCUAACGACGCUGCUGCACAUGUCGAGACUGCCUGACAAAAUACCGGAACGCGAAUUCGCGGCUAAGUUUCUUAACCCGGAUUCGAUCCGACAGAUGCGCGAACACGAAUUAUCUCUGGUGGCCCGUGUCGUUCUCAAUUGCUCGCACAGUGCAGAGAUUGUGCCGCAGCUGAUGGAUUUACUCAGGUUAAGGCUGCGUGACCCUACUUUGUGCCCGCACGAUGCCGCUAAACGGUUAAUCGACGGUCUGUUGUACCACCUGUUCGGCGGUGAGGCGCUUACGACGCAGGGACCGGCAGCCGGCAUAGACGAGCACCUGGUGCAGGUAAACCGCGUUAUGGGAGCCAUUUGCGGCGAAUCCAGCGUGCUGGAGUCGCAGAUGACCACUGACAGCCUCGAUUUGAUCGAGCAUGCCAUGUGCAGCUGCAUCGUCGGAUCACUGGAGCGGCUGCUCAAGAGCCCGAGCAACAACGUGUGGACCGUUGCGGAGGGUCACGCGAUAAUAUUCCGCCGGUGUCUGAUCCCAGAGUGUGAGAAGCUGCUCGAAAAGGGGCUGUGCAAUGUAGCGCUCUGCAUUCUCAACACGGGUCUGCUGCCGCAUUUGCGGUCAUGCGCAACAGCCGUGCAACCGUCGGCGCAUACCACCGGUGCUGCCGCCACCGUCGGUGCGUCAGGCACUCAAAUGCUAGUCGAACACGCCCUGCCGCAGUCAGACAGGCCUGAAUGGAUGCAGAAGAUCCUGGAAUCAAACGCCGUUCAGCGGUGCUCCGAGGCGCUGCUCAACAGGCUGCCCGCAGGCGACAAUGCGGAGGCCACCGUCGCCAGAUUAUGCAGCACGGUCGCACAUAUUUUAAUUUAG
This is a messenger RNA of Babesia bigemina, 2541 nucleotides long. RefSeq lists its product as hypothetical. The record is from RefSeq and is a predicted model, not a curated record. The transcript has a single exon. NCBI's taxonomy places the organism in Eukaryota, Apicomplexa, Aconoidasida, Piroplasmida, Babesiidae. The coding region runs from base 1 to 2541 and encodes 846 amino acids.